GUCCGCCCCGCCCCUCCCCUCCCUCUCCUCGCCCCCCACCCCCUUGCCUCUUCCCUUGUGAACUGGUAUCGUCCCUCGCUCGCUCCCUUUCGCGCUCGCUCCCCUUCUCGCCCCCCCUCCCUUCUCGCUUUCUCCUCCCUUCCAGACGCGGGUUCUGCGUCGGUCCUUCCCGCCCCCGUAUCCUCUCUCUCUCUCUCUCCCCGACGAGCAGGGGAAGGGGGCAGGGGGGCCUGCCUCGCCUUCACUCAGGGAGAUACCCCCGCGCCCCCUCCUUCUCCCGCCCCCACCACUUGCAGCCAUGAACUCCGAGUACGACUACCUUUUCAAGCUCCUCCUCAUCGGUGACUCCGGUGUCGGCAAGUCUUGCCUGCUCCUGCGUUUCGCCGACGACACCUACACCGAGUCCUACAUCUCCACCAUUGGUGUCGACUUCAAGAUCCGCACCAUCGAGCUCGACGGCCGCACCAUCAAGCUCCAGAUCUGGGAUACCGCCGGUCAGGACCGCUUCCGCACCAUCACCUCCUCUUACUACCGCGGUGCCCACGGCAUCAUUGUCGUCUACGAUGUCACCGACCAGGAGACCUUCACCAACGUCCGCGGCUGGCUGCAGGAGAUCGACCGCUUCGCCUCCGACUCCGUCAACAAGCUGCUGGUCGGCAACAAGGCUGAUCUCGUCUCCAAGAAGGUCGUCGACUUCGCCGCGGCCAAGGAGUUCGCCGACAGCGUCAACAUCCCCCUGAUCGAGACCUCCGCGAAGACCUCCACCAACGUUGAUGAGGCUUUCGUCAACAUGGCCGAGCUCAUCAAGCGCCGCACCGGCCCCCCCAACGUCGAGGCCACCAACUCCGGCGCCGGCAAGGUCAACAUCAAGCCGGAGCCGAUCCCCGCCCCCCGCUCUGGUGGCUGCUGCUAAGCACGCACGCUCCCACCGACUGUGUGUCUUUGCAAUAAACGCCCCAGAAUAUAUGUGUCAUCCUCUCUUCUCUCCUCCCCCUUCCCACGCUCUGGGGGUGCCCACCGCAGGGGCCCACACACGCCCCGCCCCCCCCUGUGCCCGAGCGCGUCCCCCCCCCCUCCUUCCCCUCCUGUGGCUCCGUGGUCAUAGCCGGAGAGGGGGAUCAGGCUGUGUCGGGCCCCAAGGAGGGCCGGGGAGCGGGGCAGGCGAGAGGGGACCGUCAGUCGACAACAGUAUUGUCUACACACACACACACUCACGCAUUGGAAUGCUUGCACAUGCAUGUUGGCGUGCUCCCCCCCUCCCCCCCUCCCUGGCCACAUGGGUUCUCCGGUGUUCUGGAGGCUGUAUCUACCUGGGCCUUUUGCUUACCCCCUUGCCUGGCCCGAUCCUCCAGGCGAUCCCCCCCCUCGUGGAAGGACACUCCUUCUCACCUUGCUUGUUGCAUCUCACAGCCCUAUCUCUCUUUCUCCCUCCCUUCCUUCCUUCCCGCCCUGUAAAAAAAAUAAGAAAAGCCAAAAACAAACAAUACAUCCUCUCUUCUCGCA
This is a messenger RNA of Fonticula alba, 1503 nucleotides long. Its product is annotated as Ras-like protein Rab-1A. The transcript is spliced from 5 exons. NCBI's taxonomy places the organism in Eukaryota, Rotosphaerida, Fonticulaceae. Gene Ontology annotation, molecular function: GTPase activity; GTP binding. Bases 299 to 913 code for a protein of 204 amino acids. The record is from RefSeq and is a predicted model, not a curated record.